GCAAAGAUCUUCUCCAGAAAAUAGGGAUAGUUCCGUCAGAUCAGGCUGCCAAUAGAUAUUUCCAUGUAGCACUGGUUCUGUAACGAAGAAAAAUUGCACGCCAGAGACACUUCUUCCCUUGCUUCCCUGCAGAGGAGGGCGUCAGGGGAAAAUAAAAAAGAAUAAAAAUAAUCAAAGAAAGGGGCGAAGAAAAUAAAGCACCCCCUCCAGUUACCGGUAAACACCUUCUCGGUUCGAGUCUCUCCCAGUAUCGCAUCCCCGAGGAAGGAGCAGAGACUCGAGGUCCAUUUCUUCUGGGAUUCCUCGCCUCGCCUCAGAAAUCCUUUGCGGCCUUCUGUUCCAAGAUUCAACAUGGAGCGCCCGAUUUCAUUUCUGGCAAGGAGCGAGUGGAGCAGAUGAGAUUUCAUCGCCAAGACUGCCUUCCUCGUGCCAUCACCGAUCAGGAUCGGCCUGUUCCCGUGCCCUUGGGUUUAAGAAUUCCGAGCAUCCAACGAGAACUCUGCCCCUCGGUCUGCUCCAUUCCUCGUGCGAUCGCCGCCGGAUUCGAAUUACCUGCUGCUGCCGGUGAAAGAAAAGCAGUCAGAAGAAGAUGUUUGGGUUCCGUGGUGGCCUCCCCCUGCUCUUCCUCCUCCUCGUUGCCCUCGCUUCUUUUCCCUGCUCCCUCUUCUCCUCCCCCGACUGCUCGCGGACCUGCGGCUCCAUCACCGUCCCUUUCCCCUUCGGCUUCUCCGAGGGAUGCGAAAUCACCUUAAACUGUACGCGCGCGCGCUCCGAGAUCCGGGUCGGGGAGUUCCAGGUGCGGAACAUCACGCCCGACAUCCUCCUGGUGGACGUUCCCCCGCGCUGCGACCGCCCCGUCCACGCCGUCGCCAGCCUCUUCGGGAAGAACUACGCGCUGACCUCGAGGAACGGCCUCUUCCUCCGCCACUGUACCACCUCGUCCUCGGGAUGCCUCAUCCCCACCUCCCUGCUCUCCCGGGAAGAUCUCAACAGCUGCGGUGACAGCGCCAGGUGCUUCUCCGACGUCGGGAGUACCGGUGGUUUCCUGGCCGCCAAAAAUAUCACCACCGCCGGAUGCAGCUCCCUCUUCACCUCCAUAGGCUUCGAGCCAGAGUUGGAGUCGCAAGACCCCCACAUGCUGCCGCUCGUGCUGCAGUCGGCGGUGGUGGAAUGGUGGCGGGAGGGCGGGUGCCGGUGCUCCCCCCACGCCAAGUGCACCAACUUCACCUCUCCGAGCACCGGGAAGCCCGGUUUCAGGUGCAAGUGCCUCGGGGGAUUCCAAGGGGACGGGUUCGCCGACGGCGCCCGUUGUAAAAAAGUGACGGAUUCAAAAUGCAAUCCUUCCAAGUACAUUUCAGGGAGCUGUGGAGGAACUGCCAGAGUUGCUGUUCUGAUUGGAGGGAUCGUAGCUGGAGCCUUCAUAAUGGCUGGCGUCGUUCUUGUUUGCUACCUCAUCAGGCGGCGCUCCUCUUUCUCGCGAAUCCGAAAGAGUACGAAACGCCUCCUAUCUGAGGCAUCCUGCACGGUUCCCCUCUAUCCCUACAAGGACAUCGAGAAGGCCACGGAUGCCUUCUCGGAGAGCCAGAGGCUAGGUACUGGUGCUUAUGGAACUGUUUAUGCUGGCAAGCUCGGCAACGACAAACUAGUUGCCAUCAAGAAGAUCAAACACCGAGACGCCGACGGCAUCGUGCAGGUCAUGAACGAGAUCAAGCUUCUCUCCUCCGUGAGCCACCCGAACCUGGUCCGCCUCCUAGGCUGCUGCAUCGAAAGAGGGGAACAGAUCCUAGUUUACGAAUUCAUGCCCAACGGAACUCUAGCUCAGCACCUGCAGAGGGAGCGAGGCCCUGCCCUCCCUUGGACCGUCCGCCUCGGCAUCGCCGCAGAGACCGCACAAGCUAUUGCCUACCUUCACUCGGCGAUCCACCCACCGAUAUACCAUCGAGAUAUCAAAUCCAGCAACAUACUGCUGGACUUCAACUACAAGUCCAAGGUUGCGGACUUUGGUCUCUCCAGGAUCGCCAUGACCGAGUCUUCGCACAUCUCUACGGCCCCGCAGGGAACGCCGGGCUACCUCGAUCCCCAGUAUCACCAGAAUUUCCACCUCUCGGACAAGAGCGAUGUUUACAGCUUCGGGGUUGUGCUCGUGGAGAUCAUAACGGCGCUGAAGGCGGUGGACUUCAACAGGGUGCAGAGCGAGGUGAAUCUGGCGGCGCUGGCGAUCGAUAAGAUUGGGAGGGGCUCCGUGGACGAGAUAAUAGACCCCUGCCUGGAUCCCAACAGAGAUGCUUGGACUCUCUCCUCCAUUCACAAGGUGGCCGAGCUGGCGUUCAGGUGCCUGGCGUUCCACAGGGACAUGCGACCCUCCAUGACGGAAGUGGCUGAUGAGCUGGAGCAGAUCAGGCUCAGCGGGUGGGCUCCGUCAGCGGAUGACUGCGUCUUCAUGUCAACGGCAUCGUCGCUGUGCUCAUCGCCAUCCAACUGCACGGAUAAGUCCAGCGGAGUGUCGAAGAGCAGGAGGCUGGCUUUGUCGGACACCAUGGUGGAGGUGAAGGUCGACUCCCCUGUUUCCGUGCAGGAGCCAUGGUUCAGCGGGCAGAGCUCUCCUUCGGAGAACAGCCUGCUGGGUAAUGUAGUUCGUUAGUCGGUCCGACCUCCUGUCGCCGCGCGCACGCGGAUUCCCGGACUCACGGAAAUAUCAACGAAGAGCAAGUUUCAGCAUUAGUUAGCCUGGGUAAGUCCCGCUGUAUUAUUCCUAAUUAACCACCUCCCCCCUGCCCUGCUGCUUUCUCCAAACCUGGAAGGCAUAUGCGGUCGGGUCGCCUGUCGCUGUGCUCGGGCAUUUCCACCGAUCUAGCUUUGGGCCAUUGGACUUGGCCUAUGUAAACAUAAAGGAUCCCUGUGGAGGAUGCAACUUCCCCGUGGCUCUGUUCCGCCCCGGGUCCUGCCUUUGCCUUCACCUUUCGCCUGGACAAUCAUGCUGUGCGCAGAGCUCUUGAGGACAUUUCUCUCGAGUAAUAUACAGAGACUUUGUUUCA
Phoenix dactylifera (date palm) is the source of this 3035-nucleotide messenger RNA. Its product is annotated as Protein kinase superfamily protein. Gene Ontology annotation, molecular function: ATP binding; protein kinase activity. Lineage: Eukaryota; Viridiplantae; Streptophyta; Magnoliopsida; Arecales; Arecaceae. Gene Ontology annotation, biological process: protein phosphorylation. The record is from RefSeq and is a predicted model, not a curated record.